Messenger RNA from Knipowitschia caucasica, 1860 nucleotides. The record is from the annotation of a GenBank genome assembly. NCBI's taxonomy places the organism in Eukaryota, Metazoa, Chordata, Actinopteri, Gobiiformes, Gobiidae.
AUGAGGAUGUUCAGACGAAACUUUCGACUCCAAGACGUCACAGUCAUGUACUUCACUGCGUUAGCCACUCUGAUGAUCAUCCUUGUAGCGUCUUAUCAGGCACCCAGUUCUGCAGUGGAUGUCUCCAACCUGCGCUCCGACAGGGUCUUGCCGCCUCUGCCCAUGCCCUUCCGGGUACUGCUAGACCCCAGCGGAGAGCUACAGCUGGCCUGGAACAUCAGCUAUGCAAGACAGGAGGUGUACAUGCAGCUAAGAGUGGCCAAGAUUCGCCACGGGAUCGUAUUGGGAAUGUCAGAUAGAGGAGAACUGAUCAACGCAGACCUGGUGGUGCUGUGGGACAACGGGGAAAGGAGCUAUUUUGGGGAUGGAUGGAGUGAUGCUGAAGGCCACGUGUCGCUGGACUGUCAACAGGACUAUGAGCUGCUCCGAGCCGAGCAGAGAGAAGACAGCUUCUACCUGCUCUUCAGACGGUCCUUUGCCACAUGUGAUCCCAGGGACUUCCUCAUCCAGGAUGGAACUGUGCACUUUAUCUAUGGACUCCUGGACAAACCACUGGCCUCGCUGGAGAUGUUGAACUUGUCCCUUAUACAGACCGGACUACAGAGGGUGGUCCUGCUGCGGCCAGACACCCAGCCCCCUACCCUACCCCCCGACAUCAGAACUCUGGAAGUUCGCUCUCCAAACGUGGUCAUUCCCAGUCAAGAGACCACCUACUGGUGCUUCAUACAGAAGCUGCCCAAAAACAUGCCAAAGAACCACAUUUUGAUGUACGAGCCUGUGAUCACAACGGGGAAUGAAGCCAUCGUGCACCAUAUGGAGGUGUUUGAGUGUGAUCCGGAAGUCCACGAGGUUCCGGAUUACAGUGGCUCCUGUGACGACAAAAUGAAGCCCCGAACACUCAACUCCUGCCGACACGUGCUGGCGGCAUGGGCCAUGGGAGCAGAGCCAUUCUACUACCCUCCGGAUGCAGGCAUGCCCAUCGGAGGCUCUGAAGGCUCCAAGUUUCUCCGUCUUGAAGUCCACUAUCACAAUCCUCUAAUCAUCACUGGUCGUCUAGACUCCUCAGGGAUAAGGCUACACUACACUCCCAGUCUGAGGAAGUACGAUGCGGGUAUCAUGGAGCUGGGUUUGGUUUACACCCCCAUCAUGGCUAUCCCUCCGAGACAGCAAGCCUUCGACCUGAGUGGUUACUGCAACUCCAAAUGCACCGCAACUGCUUUGCCCAAAGAAGGGAUCUAUGUGUUUGCCUCUCAGCUGCACACGCACCUCGCUGGACGUGCAGUCAGGACAACCUUGAUUCGAGAAGGCAAGGAAGUCGAGGUUCUCUCGCAGGAUCCACACUUCAGCGCACAUUAUCAGAUGAUCCGGAGUCUGAGGAAGAUGGUUCAUAUUUUACCAGGAGACGUUCUCAUAACCAAGUGCACGUAUAACACGGAAAACCGGAUGAAACCCACAGUGGGAGGAUUUGGAAUAAUGGAGGAGAUGUGUGUCGACUACAUCCACUACUACCCUCGCACGCAGCUAGAGCUGUGCAAGACCCACGUCGACCCUGGCUAUCUACAGAAGUACUUCAAUUUCAUCAACAGGUUUCAGGGCGAUGACCACUGUGUGUGCGGAGACAUGAACGUGGCACAACAGUACGAGAUGUUGAAGUGGGAUGCGUUCUCUGCAGAGGUUCUGGAUUCUCUGUACAACACUGCGCCGAUCUCAAUGCACUGCAACCAGUCCUUUGCCAAGCUCUUUCCAGGAGACUGGGAGAAUCAGCCGUUACCAGAUGUGACAUCUGUCCUUGAGAAGCCACACUUCCCCUGCGAAGCUCCCAGGGCUGAUGGGAAAAAUCUUCCCAGAGAGGAAGUCUAG